Messenger RNA from Notolabrus celidotus (New Zealand spotty), 2923 nucleotides. RefSeq names its product F-box and leucine-rich repeat protein 22 (gene fbxl22). The coding region runs from base 130 to 816 and encodes 228 amino acids. The record is from RefSeq and is a predicted model, not a curated record. Lineage: Eukaryota; Metazoa; Chordata; Actinopteri; Labriformes; Labridae. Gene Ontology annotation, molecular function: protein binding. Gene Ontology annotation, biological process: SCF-dependent proteasomal ubiquitin-dependent protein catabolic process. Gene Ontology annotation, cellular component: SCF ubiquitin ligase complex. The transcript is spliced from 2 exons.
AUGUGCCUGAGGAGGCAUCAUGUAUCUAGGCCACACAAUACAGGCUGUAGGCUCAUUGUUGCUGCUCACCAGCAGGCCUAUCACCCCUUCAGGGACGAGGCCUGUCUUUCUGAUCAGUAACCAUUCAACAUGCAUCUCACUGAGCUCAACCGCGAAUGUCUCCUCCACCUUUUCUCCUUCCUGGACAAAGAUAGCCGGAGGAGUUUGUCCUUUACCUGUCAUCAGCUGCGUGAGGUCUUCAUGGACCCCCGCCUCUGGAAUCUACUUCACUUCAGCUCCCCAUGCCAGCUUAGGAGAGACAACUUUGUGCUGGGACCCUCACUGCGCUACUUAACUGUUUGCUGGUACUCCAGCAGGGUCCUGCAGGUAUGCAACAUAGAGGACUGGCUGAAAAGCUCGUUUCAGAAGGACAUCUGCAGUAAACACGAACGCCUGGUCAGCAAUUUCCUAGCCCAGGUCCGCCACAUGUGUCCAAACCUGCUCUCCCUGACCCUCUCUGGCUGCGGACAUAUCACUGACCAAGAUGUGGUCUCCAUGCUGCAGAGCUGCAGGAGGCUGCGCCGCCUCCACCUGGAGAACUGCGUCCGCAUCACCGACAGCAGCCUGGAGGGUGUGGCGGCACACGGAGCGAGUCUGGAGGAGGUAAAGAUUGACUUCUGCAGGAACAUCACUCAGACAGGGCUGCAGGCUGUCAGACAGAAGAGGCCGGGCAUUGAGCUGAGCGCAGAGAGGAGCGCUGACAUGAUCCCAGACAGCAAACCUGAGGAGAGGGUGCCACUGAGGAGGACACUGCAGAAGGUCCUGCUGUUCUCUUAAUGCAAACCCUUUUAUGUAGACCACAAGGACGCACAUUCCUGUAACUGUUGAGACUUCUGAAAAUUUCACUGUGAUGCUGUUGCUCUGAUUCUUAAUUUAUUAGAAGUGUUUUGCAGCCUUUUUGUAUACCUUUUUAUAAGACACAUUAAAAAAUCUUACAGACAUACAUUCUUAAGCUGUCUCUAUUACAGGUUAUACUAACCAGAUAGAAUUUCCUAUAAACUCACAAUGAGUACAGAGGUGGCCUUAACACUUAAUCAAUAAACUGUAUUAUUAAUAAAAUGUUUUUAUGAUCCUGCUCUGAAAGAUAUAUCUUGUCAUUUUGGAAAACAUAUUCAAACACUUGAGAGUUAAACAAGAUAAAAAAAACCAAAAGGUCUAAAAGCAAGAAGCCAGAUAGCUUAACACAAAGACUGGAAACAAGGAGAAACAUCCUGAGUUUGUGAGAAGUUAACAAAAUCUGCACUUCUUUUUACUCAUUUUGUGCUUUUAUUGUCUUUUUUUAUUAUUUUUAAUCUACAUUAAAUGAUUGUUUACAUGUGUGGGCAUGUAGGAACUAUUAAAAAUGUGUUUUAGGAUCAAAUUUUGUCCAAAAAUGGUCAAGCAUUUUUUUCUUUUCUAUACUAUCUCUAACCGCUCAUCUCUGCUUUUAUAUGUUUAAUGUCAAUUUUAUAAACUUCAUCCAAAAAGUUAAGAAGAAAACUAGGGGUGGGAACCGAAAACUGGAUCCGACUUAGAGGCGGUUCCAAUUGAUCAAUUCCAUCAGAAUUGUACACCUCAAAUGUUAUCGAUUCUUCUUAACGAUUAAUUUCCCAGCAAAACGUCACGUUGCGGUGCGUUGCAUUAUGUCACACACUCUGCGACGCAGAACUCCUAGGUGCAAAUACCUCAAAAAUGCUGAAGCAUUUGUUGACCAAAUUCAAAGUCUUUUCAUCCAGGCUCCAGGGUCCACGUCCCGACUCACGCAGCCGCGAAUGAAGUCAACCUAUUGUUCAGUAUGUUCAAGUUGAAUAUGUUCAUGUUCAGUCUUGUGCAGACAUCAUUUUGGAAAAAAUUAAAUGGUUCCUUUUGGUGCGGAAGACUGUGUAGAACUACUUUUGUUCCCCUCAAAAAAAUACUGAGGAAUCAUUAGGAGAAUUGAUAAGGAAUUGGAUUGAUAAGCAGAAUUGACAAUGGUAUUGACAUUGAUAAAAUCUUAUCAAUUCCCACCCCUAAAGAAAACAGCUCUACGUCUCACAAGAAGAAAACAAUUCACCUUGACAGACUAGCUGAUUCCACUUGUUGCCUGUUUUCAUGCUAAGCUAACUAGCUAACUGGUCCAGCUACACAAUGAACUUCCAUAUUUCAAAGUUGUAUAAAUCUCACUUAAUACUGGACAAGAGAGUGAAAAAGUCUACUUGUUUUGAAUGUAUAAUUUCAUAUAAUACCAUUUAAUAAGCUGAUUAAAAUAUCACUCACGCCUCUGCCAGGGGAGACAGGCACACCUGAUCGGUUCAAAAGAACAGACUGCAUGGCUGCAGCGUGUGCUCUGUCUGUCUGCGUGAGGCUGAGACAUGGCAGAGCUGGAGGAAGGGCUCUCUGAGGGCAAACCGUGCCUGAGCUGGGAUUGGAUUCAUGUUAUAUAAGACUGAGACGUAUGAAAGUAGGUUGAUUAGGUGAGUGUGACUGGCUGUAAAGGCCAUGUGACAAAUAUACUGCAGGCUGCUGCAGCAUGGUGCUCUCAAUUCCUGUGACUGCAUCAGUUAAGAAAGACCAUAAACUGUGCUUUGUAUGUUAUAAAUUUACACAAUGUAAAAUGAAUGAUAACUAGCUUCUAUAUGUGUUAUUAGAACAUGCACCGAGCAGGUAUUUGUCUAUUGCUGCAUCUGGAAAAUGUCCAACUCCUUUUUCUCACCUUAAAAAAAGUGACCAUCAUUGUGUGUUUUUACUGACUGUGUUUUUUACAAAGUGUGCAUUUGUUUUAUUGUUGUUGUUUUUUUUACUAAGUGUGCGUUUGUUUUUAUUUUUGUUUUUUACUGAGUGUGCGUUUGUUUUUAUUAAUUUUUUUUUACUAAUUUGUGAAGUUUUUUAAGGACUAUAAUGCUUUUAAUAAACUGUUUUAAAUUUG